Messenger RNA from Nicotiana attenuata, 426 nucleotides. RefSeq lists its product as uncharacterized. The transcript has 2 exons. The record is from RefSeq and is a predicted model, not a curated record. Lineage: Eukaryota; Viridiplantae; Streptophyta; Magnoliopsida; Solanales; Solanaceae. Bases 1 to 426 code for a protein of 141 amino acids. Gene Ontology annotation, molecular function: zinc ion binding; nucleic acid binding.
AUGUCGCAGGACAAGCGGUUCCGUUAUUUCGGAUGUUUCCGUGGUGCCCCAUCUGGGGGCAAAGGUCAGUUUGGGAGGGGGCAGCCUAGCAGGCCCAUAUAUCCAGCACCACCGCCUCCUCGGCGUGCUCCAGUGCAACCUUAUUCCAGCGCCAUGCCAAAGAGCCAUCGGGUUCAGACUUCGGGUCAGCAGUCCACCGCUCCGAGAGGUUGUUACGAGUGCGGGGAUCCUGGCCACAUGAAGAGGUUUUGCCCCAGACUUCGGGGCAAGGUAGUACAUCAGGGUUCUCAGCCUAUAAUUACAGCACCAGUUGCCGCACCAGUCGUCCGGCCGCCUAGAGGCGGAGGGCAGGUGGGUAGCGGCCGCCCUAGAGGUGGAGUCCAAGUAGGUGGAGGCCAGUCAGGUGACACUCCAGCUAGAUUCUAG